UAUUAUAAUUUCGUUAGUGCGGAGCUUCAAAAUGGCGACCCCCAGAAAUGUAACCCCUCUGGUUGCUCGAUUGAGGGACUUGUUCCUACAACGUAAAUUCAACAACUCACUUCGUUUUGAGGGAGUGAAUACUUCAAAAAGGACACAGCCCCCUCCAGAUGUGCCCGAUGGGCCCUCUCAUAAGUUGUCCUCCAACUACUACUUCACUCGAGAUGGCAGGAACGAGAUGUUGCCCCCCAAGAAGGUGUAUGAGGCCAACCAGCAGCUGUUGACAGAAGGAUCCUCAGGAGAGAAGGCCGUAUCAUCAGGCAAGGCUCCAGUACGGGCAGGGUUUGGUUAUGACUGGGACACAGGUCGAGCUCAGUUCUGAAUGACAUUUGUGUGUUUCUAUCCUUAUAACGGUUCUGCCAGCAAGGACUUCUGAAAGUAGUUACACAAGAUUGUGGAUGAAUGCUUGUAUAUAUUAGAGGAUGUUUAUGGAAUAAAGUGUGUUAGGAAA
Messenger RNA from Haliotis rubra (blacklip abalone), 499 nucleotides. RefSeq names its product NADH dehydrogenase [ubiquinone] 1 alpha subcomplex subunit 7-like. NCBI's taxonomy places the organism in Eukaryota, Metazoa, Mollusca, Gastropoda, Lepetellida, Haliotidae. The coding region runs from base 32 to 370 and encodes 112 amino acids. The record is from RefSeq and is a predicted model, not a curated record. Gene Ontology annotation, cellular component: mitochondrial inner membrane. Gene Ontology annotation, biological process: ATP synthesis coupled electron transport; mitochondrial electron transport, NADH to ubiquinone. The transcript is spliced from 4 exons.